AUGGCAAAUUCAAUUAAUUUUUGUCCCUGGUGUCAAUGCAAAAAAACAGACUUAGGCAAUUUAAAAAAACACUCAUGGACAAUUGAAAAAGAUAUGAAUAUAAUUGCAUCUAAUUAUUUAGCAUAUCCUGUUCCAGAUGAACUUCAUAUUAUGCUUAGAAUAACUGAUCGAUUAUGGUCUUUGAUUAUUUCUGAAUUAGAACAGAAUGAAGAAUAUAAUAAUGAUAUAUAUGAAACAAUUUGUAAUGAAAUGAAAAAGUGCAAAAACAAAUUUGAUCAAUUAUAUUGCGUGAUUAAAAAUCCAGAUAUUGAUUUUACCCAAUUUGCUUUAGAUGCUAAAGAAUGGGAA
This is a messenger RNA of Scutellospora calospora, 348 nucleotides long. The record is from the annotation of a GenBank genome assembly. NCBI's taxonomy places the organism in Eukaryota, Fungi, Glomeromycota, Glomeromycetes, Diversisporales, Gigasporaceae.